CUGCCCUUAAUUUGGGUUGUGUUCCAGUAAGAGCAUCCCGAAGCCAACAACACGCGAGUCCAAGAAGUUACCUCGGCUCAAGAACUCAAGAACCUGGUUGUAUACCUCCUCAAAUUUUGAAUAACACUACCGUUGAGCGAAGCCCGCAGUUACUACCGGCCCACUCUGGAAAUCAAUUAACCCCCGUGAGACCUGUGGCCGUGAAUUCAUCCCAUUUAGUUAUAGAAUCUACCCAAAAUGUAAUGCAAAAAAAUCGAAACAACCCCACUAGUUCAUGCAAUUUUCCUUUGCCAUCUGUGGAAGUUCCUCCUUCUAGCAACAAUCGGUUUAUGCCAUGGGAAAGUAACAAAUCACAAAACUUGGGUUCGGUUUAUCCCUUGUACUACGGCCCCCAUUUUCAACCUGAAAUGGCCAUGCCCCAGAUGGGCUUUCAAGUCCCAAGAAACCCAAAUGCCAUAAUUGUUGGUACUCCGGUUUUUCAAUCAAUGACGGAGCCUGCUAAAAUGGGUUGCUUGCAAAACCUAUUUUCCUGUGAGAAAGAUGAAAGUGCAUCAAACAGAGUCAGUCAAGCUGAUUUCAGAAACAACCAUGAGAAGGCACCCGAAACAGGCUUUGAUUUAUCCUUGCGGUUGGGUUUGUUUAAAGAUCCGUGUAUGAACCCGGAAAAAGUUUUGGCUCAUGAAACUGAUAAUGUUGGUUUAAGCAGUUUGUCUCCUCAUCGCAACAAGGAGUUUUCAUUCUUUCCCGUGGAGACUACUACUGAUAAUCCCUUGGAGUGUCAUAAAAGUCGGUGGAAUUUUGAGGGUGAAGAUCAGAAUGCAGAAGCAGCAAUUAGGAAGCGCAAGGCACCGUUUAAUAACAACACGGAGGAUGAGCUAUUUUUCUCGCAACCGGAGCUUAGGUCCAACCAGUUUACUGGUCGAAUGAAAAGGCCAGGUUUGUAGACAAUCUUUUUGCAUUGUAUCAUCCAAUUUUUGAGAAAAAAAAUCUGAGUUGCCUCGGUAUAUAUCGUUGGAGAUUUCUUUGGAGCCUAUAUAUUCAUGUACAUUUUGAUUGUGAA
Molecule: messenger RNA, 1060 nt
Organism: Camellia sinensis
Lineage: Eukaryota; Viridiplantae; Streptophyta; Magnoliopsida; Ericales; Theaceae
Source: RefSeq, a predicted model, not a curated record